Messenger RNA from Cricetulus griseus (Chinese hamster), 1472 nucleotides. RefSeq names its product phosphatidylserine synthase 2 (gene Ptdss2). NCBI's taxonomy places the organism in Eukaryota, Metazoa, Chordata, Mammalia, Rodentia, Cricetidae. The record is from RefSeq and is marked validated. Gene Ontology annotation, biological process: phosphatidylserine biosynthetic process. Gene Ontology annotation, molecular function: L-serine-phosphatidylethanolamine phosphatidyltransferase activity.
CAGCCUGGAGCACCAGCUGCCCAACUUCAGCGAGUGCUGGUGGGAUCAUUGGAUCAUGGACGUACUCAUCUGCAACGGGCUGGGCAUCUACUGUGGCAUGAAGACCCUCGAGUGGCUGUCCCUGAAGACAUAUAAGUGGCAGGGCCUCUGGAACAUUCCAACCUACAAGGGCAAGAUGAAGAGGAUUGCUUUUCAGUUCACGCCCUACAGCUGGGUACGCUUUGAGUGGAAGCCAGCCUCCAGCCUGCACCGCUGGCUGGCCGUGUGUGGCAUCAUCUUGGUGUUCCUGCUGGCAGAGCUGAACACAUUCUACCUGAAGUUUGUGCUGUGGAUGCCCCCUGAACACUACCUGGUCCUCCUGCGCCUGGUCUUCUUCGUGAACGUGGGUGGUGUGGCCAUGCGUGAGAUCUAUGACUUCAUGGAUGAACUGAAGCCCCACAGGAAGCUGGGCCAGCAGGCCUGGCUGGUGGCGGCCAUCACAGUCACAGAGCUGCUCAUCGUGGUGAAGUAUGACCCGCACACACUCACCUUGUCACUGCCCUUCUACAUCUCCCAGUGCUGGACUCUUGGCUCCAUCCUGGUGCUUACGUGGACUGUCUGGCGCUUCUUCCUGCGGGACAUCACCAUGAGGUACAAGGAGACCCGGCGACAGAAGCAGCAGAGUCACCAGGGCAGAGCCAUCAACAAUGGGGAUGGGCACCCAGGGCCGGAUGAUGACCUGCUAGGGACUGGGACUGCAGAGGAAGAGGGGAGCACCAAUGACAGUGUACCUGCUGAAAAGGAGGGGGCCUCAGCCGCCUCAUGAUCCUCUCCCUCUUUACUGGCCUUAUGCCUGCCAUAGGGCUGUCCCAUUUCUCCCGUCCUUAUGCUCCCUGCUUCAGAGGAGGUGGGGGGCCCAUUCCCAACUCCACCAGGGGCACCUGAGUGUACAUGUUUGUGUGCAGGUAGGUGUGUGCACAUAUUGGCUCCUGACACGUCUCCAGGGCUGUGAGCUCCUCAGUGAGCCUGGAGCUUGCUCUAGAGCAAGGGUCCUGCCCUGUCCUUCUACCUGGUCAGCCAAGGCACUGGCCCAUGGUCUCUCCUGUGUUCAGUCUCAGCACAGGCCAGGAGAGGCAUGUCAGUACUCUUUCUCUACCCUCUGUGGGGCAAACAGAAGCCCCAUGCACCCUGUGGCCUCACCCAACUUGCAGCAGCAGAAGUGAAGGAUGUUACAACACCAAGAUGGUCUCAAAGUGGUGGGUCUGGAGUCAGUACUGAGCUGUGGCCUUUGGAGCCUUCUUUAACCAGGACUCUAAGCUGAGGGUGUGUAAUGGAGGGGGUCACCAGAUGGGCCUCUUGAGAGAUAUCAAGUCAGAGAGUCCAACUUGGAGACCUGUAUACCACAGGUGCUAGGGUUGUGUUGUCACCAUGGCUCCCAGAGUUUAUAGUCAUAUUCUUGAGCAAACAGAACAAAUAAAGUGAUGAUGAAGGUG